AUGGCGAGCCGGACCCAUCGGGGGAUCCACCCCAUUACCACUAUCGACGCCGGCACAAGGACUCAAACACACGCCGAACGAUCGAACACUGCCCUCGACGAGCUGAUCAGACAAGCCGGCCUCCAUCGCGCCACUACUCAUCGGAUUCAUCCUUCGGGUCGUCGCCCACCGCAAGACUCUGCUGUUGACCAGCCAGGACAGCCGGACACGCUCCUCAGCAAAGAGACAAUCAAGGCCGGGGCAAUUGCGGCCGCAGUCCCGCAAGUCUCGAUCCAAGUGGCCAAGUGCAUCGAGGUCUUCGUCCUCACCGGUCUCCCAAAACCCCUCACUUCGCUCCCCGCCUCCCUCGGAUCGUGA
Messenger RNA from Puccinia triticina, 357 nucleotides. RefSeq lists its product as uncharacterized. Lineage: Eukaryota; Fungi; Basidiomycota; Pucciniomycetes; Pucciniales; Pucciniaceae. Bases 1 to 357 code for a protein of 118 amino acids. The record is from RefSeq and is a predicted model, not a curated record. The transcript has a single exon.